Molecule: messenger RNA, 756 nt
Organism: Glarea lozoyensis ATCC 20868
Lineage: Eukaryota; Fungi; Ascomycota; Leotiomycetes; Helotiales; Helotiaceae
Exons: 3
Coding region: 1-756 (251 amino acids)
Source: RefSeq, a predicted model, not a curated record
AUGGCGAGUAAUGAGGCACUGUGCCAGAUGAUAAUUGGAGAAAACGAAACCUACCUAAACGACAUCCGUGACUGGAAAAUCCUCAUUAACGGCGAUGGUUCUAUCACAAACCUCGCUAUAGACUCCUACGACAUCAUCGAGCUACGCACCCAAGAUCUACCUAUCCGAGAGUAUCUAGCACGAUUCCGACUCCCGAAACAAAUCGAGGAUCGUCUCCCCUCCCGCCUCGAGAAGAUUGAGCGUAAAGAACUCUUUGCGUUAGGAGGUCUUACGUAUCAUCUCAUCACCGGCAAACAAUUUUUCCACGAUGUAGAAACAGGUCUAGAGAGUGCUUCUAUUAUCGAGAAACGCUUCGUAGCUGUCACCGAAGACCGCGCCAAACCAGACGUAACCAAGAAAAAAUUCCUCCUAGGAGCCCAAAUCCUCGGCGGCGUAGCAUGUCUCAUCGGCGCCCUCGCCGUCCCCUUGAUUCUUCCCCUCGUAGGCUUUAGAUCUCUAGGCGUUGUAGGCGGAUCGGCCGCUACGGCAUGGCAAUCUGGUAUCGGUGCCGUGAGUUUAUUUACGUUUUUGAUAAGUGCUAGGGCGGGAGGGGCGGCUACUUCGGCGGUGUUUAUAGCGACUAGUGUUACUUGUGCGUCGUUGUUUGUUACUACGACGGGAGCGGGGCUAUUUGAUAGGGAGAGGAGUGAGAUUGAGGUGAUGGGGUUGAGGGAGCAUUUUUUGGCGGCUUGGCGGAGGCAUAUAGGGGAUGAGUAG